AACAGCAAGUGUCCGCAUUUCUGUUCGCUCGCGCUUCUUACGUUUAUUUACAUACAUAAAAGCAAGUUUUGGCGAUUAGAAUGGCCACCACAACCUGCGAUGCGUCUGAGCAAGACUCUUCCAACCCUGGCGACCACAAUGGCACUUUAGAGCGCGAGGACAGACGCGAGGGCCUGCGUGCUUCGCGUCAGGAACCGGGCGAUCACGUUAAGAUGGACGAGCACCGCGAGCCCGGCGAGGUGACACGGGAAGAGAAACCCGUGAGCGCGGAUAACGAACCUCGGGGAAGCCCGGGUACCGACGGGGACGUGCGCUUGGAGGCUAAAGGAGAGCCGGAGGCCAGCGUGCUGGAGAAGCGCCACGAGGAGAAGAGCUCCGGUAGCGCGCGGGCGGCAGACGUGACGAGCGAGCUGAAGCGAGAACAAAGAGAGGAGAGCGUGCCCUCUCCCGGGGAGUGCGGCGCGAGCAAACGGGAGGAGUGCGUGCACAAAGCGGGCCACGGAGCCAAGCGCAGGGCCAGCGUGGAGAUGUCGUCGUCUGACGGAGAGCCGCUCAGCCGCGUGGACUCGGAGGACAGUAUCAGCAGCACCCUGAUGGACAUUGAGAGUACGGCAUCCAGUGGUCGCUCCACACCAGCCAUGAUGAACGGCCAUGCUGUGGUGUCCUCGGCGUGCCCUAAAGGGUCCUCGUACCCCUGCUGCUGGGACCAGUGCUCCCUCCUGUUCAGCAGCAGUCCGGACCUGGCCGAGCACAUCCGCGGCGUGCACGUGGAUGGCCAACGUGGGGGGGUGUUUGUGUGUCUGUGGAAAGGCUGUAAAGUGUACAAUACCCCUUCCACCAGUCAGAGCUGGCUGCAGAGACACAUGCUGUCCCACAGUGGGGACAAACCUUUCAAGUGUGUAGUGGGUGGCUGCAAUGCCACUUUUGCCUCCCAGGGGGGGCUAGCACGCCAUGUGCCCACCCACUUCAGCUCCCAAAGCUCCUCCAAGCUGUCCAGCCAAGCCAAGCUGAAGGAGGAAUCUCCUUCCAAAGCUGGGAUCAACAAGCGGCGGAAACUCAAGAACAAGCGUCGGCGGUCCCUGCCUCGCCCCCAUGACUUCUUUGAUGCACAGACUAUGGAUGCCAUCCGCCAUCGUGCCAUCUGCCUUAAUCUGGCAACCCACAUUGAAAGCCAGGGCAAAGGUCACAGUGUGGUGUUCCACAGCACGGUCAUUGCAAGGCGAAAGGAAGAUUCUGGGAAAGUGAAGCUGCUGCUUCACUGGACUCCGGAGGACAUCCUGCCGGACUCGUGGGUGAGCGAGAGCGACCGGCCGCAGAUGAAGACCAAAGUGGUGCAUCUGUCUCAACUGCCCCAGGACACUGCUGUUCUACUGGACCCAAACAUCUACAGGAUGUUUUUAUAGGAGCAGUGGAGUCUGUCAUGGCCUGCUGAUGUUCCCAGACUAAAGUGGACGGGUGGAUGUUUAGAGAUGGGAGUCGUGGCUUCAGGCUUCUUUCACCCCUUCUUCUUUUUGUUGUUUUCUAAUGCCGAAAGUCUGCCAAAGCAUGCAGUGAAAUUUAAUAUGUUUUUAUCCCUUGAGGAGGAAAAAAGUUGCACAAUAGCAAACUGACUGGUGCUGAACUUUUUAAAAGUUUUAGUUUUUCUUAUACCACUUUUCUCUGUUCAUUCGUAACCCUCCUGAGGUUUAUGGGUGUCUUGUAGAUGCAUUUGUUCAGAAAGUGCCCAUGUAAAUAUUCCUGGAGAUUUGUAAUAUAUUUUUGUACUGCAAAAUUUCAAGAUUUUACUGUAUUGUAGAUAGCUGUAAUAUUCCACAAGCUUUAGGAGAGUACUGUACAGAAUGAUAGAUAGCUUGGAACAAAAUGUGUUCCUUUUUUUAAAAUGAAGGCCGUCAAAGUGUAGAUGUAGUGUCAGGGUAGAUAUUAUGAACCCCUUCUCAUGCCAGUCUUUGUCACAUACUGGUAUAUCAGGUUCUGAUGUGAAUGGUAAGGAUGUUUUUUAAUGCUCUUUGUGACUUACUCAAACCAUACAAGCCAAGGACCAUAUAGACAUCUCAAAUGAAUGGUGCUACAGCUAACACUAGCGUUUUAGACUAAACUAGAAAAGCUUUUAGAUGAAUAAUAAUGGUGCUCUAUAAUUCAUGGGGUGUUCCACCACAGUGUUCUGUUGGAUCUGAACUGUCUUUGUAGUAAAUCGGAGAAUGAUA
This is a messenger RNA of Electrophorus electricus (electric eel), 2204 nucleotides long. It is a transcript of the gene aebp2, whose product is annotated as AE binding protein 2. The record is from RefSeq and is a predicted model, not a curated record. NCBI's taxonomy places the organism in Eukaryota, Metazoa, Chordata, Actinopteri, Gymnotiformes, Gymnotidae. Gene Ontology annotation, biological process: regulation of transcription by RNA polymerase II. Gene Ontology annotation, cellular component: ESC/E(Z) complex.